This is a messenger RNA of Pyrgilauda ruficollis (rufous-necked snowfinch), 912 nucleotides long. Its product is annotated as nucleoside diphosphate kinase, mitochondrial-like. Gene Ontology annotation, biological process: CTP biosynthetic process; UTP biosynthetic process; GTP biosynthetic process. Bases 178 to 861 code for a protein of 227 amino acids. Lineage: Eukaryota; Metazoa; Chordata; Aves; Passeriformes; Passeridae. Gene Ontology annotation, molecular function: nucleoside diphosphate kinase activity. The transcript has 3 exons. The record is from RefSeq and is a predicted model, not a curated record.
UGUUCCGUGUCAGGAUGCUCCGUGCUGGAACGCUCUGCAUGGGGAGGAUGCUCUGUCCCGGGAUGUCCCGAGCAGGCGCGGCGGCCUUUAAGGGGAGGGACGGAAGCCUGACCCGUCCCCGGGCUCUAAAAGCCUCCGCAGACCGACCGAGCCCGGCUCCGACCCGCCGGGGCCGCCAUGGGCUCCCUGGGGCGCUGCCUGGCCCGGAGCCUCCCGCGGGGGCAGCCGGGCCUGAGCCCCCCCGGGCCCCGCUGCUACGGCUCGGCCCCCGCGGCGCUGCAGGAGAGGACGCUGCUGGUGGCCAAGCCGGACGCGGUGCAGCGGCGGCUGCUCGGGGACAUCAUCCAGCGCUUCGAGCGCCGCGGCUUCAAACUGGUGGCCAUGAAGCUGCUCCAGGCGGACCGGAGGCUCGUGGAGCAGCACUACGAGCAGCUGCGGCUGAAGCCCUUCUACCCCGCGCUCGUCGCCUACAUGACCUCGGGGCCGGUGGUGGCCAUGGUGAGGGGACAGCCCGGGGGUCCCGCGGGGCGCGGGGGACUCAGCUGUCCCUGUCUCUGUCCCUGUCCCUGUCCCGCAGGUGUGGGAGGGCUACAACGUGGUGCGGUGCACGCGGGCCAUGGUUGGGGACAGCAGCGCCGUGGGGACAAUCCGCGGGGACCUCAGCGUGCACAUCACCAGGUAGAGCCGCGGGGGCGGGACCCCAGGGCCGUGGCACUGUCCCCAUCCCUGUCCCCUCGCAGGAACGUGGUCCAUGCCAGCGACUCCGCGGAGACGGCCCAGAGGGAGAUCGGCUUCUGGUUCCAGCGGGACGAGCUGGUGGCCUGGGACAGCAGGGACAGGGACAACAUCUACGGGCUCUAGGGUCGGGCCCGGCCGGGGGCACCCCCGCCCCAAUAAACCCCGGUGUCCCCA